AUUUAUCCAUUCCCAUUAAUACAAAACUCUUCUUCUUCCAGAAUGACCCCCUGAACCCGGACCUCGACACCCGCAACCAGCAGCAGGCGAAGUAGGCCUACCUCCUGUCCUCCUUCCGCUCGGGCGCCAUGAUCCUGCCGACGAGCGAGGGCGGGGGCGUUGGGCGCGUCGUCCCCCACCCGGCCCCCUCCUCCAAGGGCAAGGGCUCCCGAAGCUCGAGCGCCUUCUACGACGUCUCGCCCGAGGACAUCCUGAAGAACCUGGAGAAGGCGGUUGGCCCCAAGGACGCGAGGAAGGGCGGGUCGGGAGGCGGCGCCGGCGAGAGGCUGCGAGGGAACCAGCCGGCCACGGACAGUCCUCUGGCGCUGGUCAAGGAGCUCGUGGACACCUUCGGGCGGCCGCCGGAGGACUUCUACAUCCGGGACAAGGCGCUGAUGGUGGCGCAGCAGGGCCGGCUCAAGAGGAUGGUUUAUUCGACGCUCUUAGCCCACAGGAAAGAUUAUGACCUGCAUUCGGAGAGCGGGGCCAGCGACAACAAAGCGAAAAGGUCGAUCACAAAGGUCACGGAGGUCGAACAGCUGAUCUGGCUGACCUACGUGCUCCGGCAGCAGCGGAGGUUCGACGAUGCAAACUCGCUCGAUGCUUGUUUGCAAACACUCAAGGAAGAGGGUCAUCUUGAGGCCGACAGUGAUGUCCGUAAUGUUUUGAGGUUCUUGGUCGCCCUGGCUGGCUGUGGAGAGGGAGAUGACAGGCCUACUGAGGCGAAAAUUACGCCUCGAGUUGUGAAUGUUGUGGCGAAGCGCCCCACUUUCUUGCCGACGGGCCCCCUGCACUAUGGAGACACCUUCUUGCACUCGGCAGAGCAUGGCCGUUUCUACAUGCACUUCCCAGCCGAGUUGUUUAGUCCCGCCUCUAUUGAGUUGAUGAAGGAGAGAACCCCCGUGUCUCCCAUGAGCGUUGACUCCAUGCUGGGGCUUUGCAAUGCUCUCCCGGGUACUGGUAUUAGCCCUCUCCUGCUGCAGGAGAAUCAGUUUGAAGCUUUUGGCAAAGCUAUGGGUGCAAUGCUGCAAGAGAGGAGUGGUGAACUUACUCCAGAUGCUGUACUCACCUUGCCAGAAUUACCAAGCAACCCCCAUGGGUAUUGCUAUUUUGGUCAUGUGCCCAAAUCUCUGCCCUCACCGUCUAGUAGUGCAGUUGGCAGUGAUGAGGGGUAUGCCUCGUCAAGAGCAAGUUCUCGUCACUGCCCAGAAGAGGAGAAGGGUGACAUCUGGGAGGCAGUGCUGGAAGGUCCUCCUUUGACCUCCCGGCGAACCUGGGAGAACCUUGGGCACCCAGCAACUACCAAAGAGAAAUUAUAUUUGACCGAAACUGGGACUGAGACCUCUCACAGGGUUUGGGUGGUGUACCAGCAGCUAUGGGGGAGCUUUGGAGCUGCUCACUAUGUGCCAAGUCUACAAGUUUGCUCUGAAGAGAAGCUGUGUCAAGAUAUGCUGCAUCUUAUGGUUGGCUUGCCGUCUUUGAAUUUCCCAUGGCACCAGGAAACAAAGAGCUUCAGCAUCAGGGAGGGAUUGUGCUGUCCGGGCAUAACGCCAGAACCUCUCAGACUGUCACUUGUACAAUUUGUCGAAUGUGGCAGCUUUGUGCGGAGGCUUGAAACUGUGUGCACCCCUCCAGCCAUGUACACACGCCAAGUCCACAUCCAAGGUUUAGUGUUUCGUGCUUUCACUUCUGCUGUUUCAAACUUCCUCCAGAUGUAUAGGGGCAUGGUUUUGUCACUUGUUGGUGGGAAGCACCUCUUGCAGCUUCAACAGAAGGCUCAAAAUCUAGUCAAGAAAGUCAAGUUUGUCGCCGAGAUAUGCCACAUCUCCCCCGUGUCAGAAAUAAUUAAAACUUCAGGCAUGCGAACUAGAACCAGUGGAAAGGUUGUUGGGCCUGAAAGUUCAGCAAACACAUCUCUCAAGAGCCACAACUCAAGCUCAGUAUCACAGGUUCAGAUUUCCACAGAGAAGCUACCAAGGGGUCUGUCUCUCAUUGGGGAACUGCAUAGCCGCUUAAUGGUGACAAAGGACCGUGAGUGUUCUCUCCUCCUGGUGUCGAUCUUGAAAGCGACGUGCGUACCCUUCUUCAGGUAUUUAGAAGAAUGGGUGUACGAGGGCUUGUGCUCCGAUCCAGGACUAGAAUUCAUGAUAGAUGUCGAUGGAAGGUCACUCCUCAAACGGGACAGGAGUUACUGGACGCAUGGCUACACCUUGCGUGAUCUGUCGGACAUGCCACCAUUCCUUCGUGAGGUCCUCCAAGAGGCUUAUACAUGUGGAAAGGCUCUUAACUUGUUGAAGCUUUGCUCACCUAAACAUCAUCUAGUAGCAGCUGGUGGAGUCAAGCAUCCAAGCUUUCAGUUAUGCAUCUCAAGCAAAGAAAUGGAAACAAUGAGGAGCCAGUGCGAGAACUAUGCGGCACACAUGGAAUAUUUAGCCGCUAAGAAUCAGGUCACAGCUCGGCAAAGAGAAGAACAACUGAGAGAGGAAAAGAAGCGACUUUUGGCCAUAUCUGCGAGAGAGCACGCAGCUGUUAUCAAGGAGAUUGAGAAGAGAAUGAAUGAUGUCCGCCAACUAGAGAUAGAGAGGAAAAGAGCCAGGUUUAAGGAACUCAAAGAGGAAGCACGAAAAGCUGAAGAAAGGAAGAUGGAAGAGAAGGCAAAGGAAAUAGAGUUGGAGAAGAAGAUUGCCUUGGAGGCCGAGGAAGUGGAAAAGGAGAAGAAACAGCGGGAGGAAAAGCUGAAAGCUGAAAUUGAAAUGUAUUAUCAAAAGCUGAUGCAGGCAGCAGAACGUAGAGAGGUCCUUUCACAGUGGAAAUUGCAACGCUGUCUCCUGAGCGAGUCCCGGAAGAAGUUCAUUGUCAACUUCAAAUGGUCUCCACAGCCAGAGAAUGAAGCAAAGAAAGCCAGCCAAGAUGAUGAAGAGGACACUGAUACCUCAGAUGUUACAACUGAGAGACUGUUACCUUUGGUAAAAAAGCUAGACACCCCUUCAAAUACAAAAUCCAUUGAUCACCUGAGUCCAGACCCUCUGAGGAGUGACUGCAUUGAGCCAAGUCCAACAGAGGAAUCAGUAUCAGCAUAUGACAUGACCACUUCCCUCAUGAGCACUUCAUCUGACAUUGUGGACACUCCCCAUGAUGAAAAUCUGCCAGAACUGGAGGUUGACUCAACAAAGAACAUCAACUAUGAUAGAAAUGUGGCGGAUAGCAGGAUGUCCCGUGCAUACAUGAAGAGCUCCAUUGGAUCUAUUAUUCACAGCAAAGAACAGACUCAGCUGCCUGCAAGAGAUAGACUCCCUGUGCACCCAGACUUCUCUAAUGUUUGCAACCAAACUGAAGCAUCUGCCAUCAAGAAGAAAGUCUUGGAGGAAGAGUUUGGCAUCGUUAGUACAGAGUUGGUCGGAGCUCAGAGUUUGUUGCAUUCUUCUGGCAAUGAAACGGUUACCAGAGAGUUGGUUAGUGAAUUGCAAGUAGACAAUGGAAAUCUGACAGCAGCAGAGAUUCGCCAGAGGGUCCUGAAUGAAGAGUAUGGCAUCAGAGUGCGAGACACACAGAGGCCAGGGGAUGGCAAUGCUAAUUUUGUCCUAACACAAACAGCUGGUGACAAAUUAAAGGAUGGUGACGAAAAUGGCAAUACAGGUCCAGAUGAUGUAAAUGCAAAUGUAGAUCAAGGAUAUACUUCAGAAAUAGUCACAGUUCAGGGAGAUGCAAAUGCCAAUAGUCAAGAGGCAUCUGCAGUGGCUUCUACUGCCACUGUUGACCCUGGUCAAGGAUGUAUACCUCAGGAGAAAACCAUUAUGGGAAGUGAAGAUGAAAGCAAUGGUAAUGUUCCUAAUCUUAAUGAAGCAUUCACUAGAUAUCGUGAAACGUGUGCAGAGGCAGCAGCCAUCAAACGUAAAGUUCUCAGUGAGGAAUUUCAGUCUAGCACCACAAGCAGGAACACAAUGAAUCUUUUGAAAUCCAAAGCUGUAACAUCAUCUGCAGCAAUGGAAAACAAAAAGCGUGUCCUGGAUUCAGAAUAUGGCAUUGGCAUAGAAAGCACAAGUAGAAACUAUAGAGCAGCAAUAGCCUACGAACGACAGGUUUCAGGAGCAAGCACAGCCAGUUACAAAUCCUGCCUGUCCUAUGAUAGACAGACCUCUGGGUCAACUGCCUUCACUACACCUGAUGAAGAAAGGCCAAUCCUAAUAGACCAGGCACCAGCUGAGUCACCAACCUCACCCCACACUGACACCACCAUGGAGGAUGACCUCUUGUCCGCAAGGAGGCUCUCGGUCGUGCCGAAGGUCCAGCCGUACAGCGUGGAGUAUCUGAAGCUUAUGGACGAAGCCCCCCUCCUGAACAUAACUGGAACUGCGCUGACUGGCCACCCGGCAACAGUCGGCAACGCGAAGAAGGAGGAACCGUUCAUGACUCCCACCAACAGCGAACUGGCUUGCCUCCCCAUCUACUUCAUCCGCUCUAUAAGACUUCACUUGGCCACGCAAAGCCGCUUGGUGAACACAAGUCUCCUGAGUGAAGUUCUAGUCCAGGAGAGCCUGAUUGACCACUUUUCAGCUCUGCGUGCUCUCCUGCUGCUGCAUGAUGCCCACUUUGCCCGAGCUCUUACCGUAAACCUCUUCACAAAGUUUGACACAACAAGGGAUCCAGCAACACUUCUUAUUCCUGCUGAGUUAAACAGCAUCCUGCAGAAGUCUGUGGCUGACUCUUGCUGGAGUAGCAGUCCCCUAAUAGACAACCUUUCUUUUGCAAUCACCAACAUUCCAUCAGUGUUUACGCAUCAGACUAGCAUUUUGGAUUGUCUCGAGUUGCGCUAUCACGUCAGAUGGCCGCACACGCUCAUUCUCGACAGUGCAGUAUUAGCCUCUUACUCUCGCCUGUGGACCUUCCUGGCAUCUUUGCACCACAGCAUCUGGGCAGCAGAUGAUCUUUUCAGGCACACCAUGAGUCUCAGUCGGCAAGAUGCAGAAGGCAGAUUCAAAAAGUGCAGGCAGUUCCAUCAAGUUUGUCUGUUUUCACAUCAGAUGCAUCACUUCCUUCUGGUUGUGCAAGCCUAUGUUAUAAGUCAGGUUCACCAGAUCAGCUGGAGUGGCUUCGAGAAGAAGUUACAUGAAAAAGUCACCUCCCUGGACGACCUGUACGAACUCCACUGCUCACACGUCAACUCCAUUACGUCAAGGUGCUUCCUCAAUCCAAAUGGUGCUGUUGUGCUCAAACUUGUCCGAGACGUGUUUGCCCUCAUGCUGCGCUUCCGAGGCCAGCUGCUAUCUCACCAGUGGCAUACUGAUAGCGCAUCCGGGAUCACUGAACAUCCAGGCUUUGCUGCUCUUCAGUCUACCUUCAAGGAAUUCCAGAAACAUGCAACAUUCCUCCAUAAAUUGCUUCAGGAAGAGGAAAGUAAACUGCAAGAGUGUUAGUCAGAGUAGCCGAGCACAGCAAAAUGGACUACAUCAAGGACUUGGUUAAUCGGCUGGACUUCAACGAUUACUAUUCCACCGUCGCCAGGAUCUCUGUUCCGUCUCUUCUUAGGGGAUAAGAGCAGCUAAUCCUCUUGAUGUACUGAUAUCGAAUCCAAAUCACAUUUAUAGCUCCACUUAAGUGAAUUGUUUACAUUAGCUAAAAUCUACCUUCUUUUCAUCAUUAUAGGACUUCAAAUUUUUAGAAACAUAUCUUGGAGAUCUGCCCCUCUUUCAUUUUUUUCCCCUUAGUUUAAUUUUUAUUUAUUUAAUUUCUUUACCCUCUAUCCAUGUAGUAAUUAUCUUCGGCUGAAAAUAUUUGUCCUAAAUUUCAAAUUUAUCAUGAGAGCUUUGCACACUAAUAGGCUUAAUCUAGCUAAAUAGCAGUAUUACAUAAGAGUAAUAUUCAAGAAAUAUUCAUGUUACACAUAUAUACUAAAUGAAAUACAAAUUAGAUUCAAGCCCUUCAUGUCAGACAUUUACUUAUGUCAAUAUUUACUUGCAAUAGUAGUUUGAAACUAAUUUACUUGGAAAACAAGAUCUUACUCUUUUACAUUCAGAUUUUAUUUUUCCCUAUUCUAUUAUCUUGGAAGAGGUUUUGUGAUAUUUAUUAAAUCUGUUAUUUUUUUUGUCUUCGGUUAGCAACAUUGUUAUGGUAAUAGUUGUAUAUUUCAUCAAUCUGUUACCUACUUAUUAUUGAAUACUAUAUUACAUUCUAAAGAAUAAAUGGAAUUCCAAAUAUUUAUGCAUUCCAAAUAUAUAAAUGUUUAAUAUGCUUA
Messenger RNA from Penaeus chinensis, 6271 nucleotides. RefSeq names its product gamma-tubulin complex component 6-like (gene Grip163). Lineage: Eukaryota; Metazoa; Arthropoda; Malacostraca; Decapoda; Penaeidae. The record is from RefSeq and is a predicted model, not a curated record. The coding region runs from base 129 to 5453 and encodes 1774 amino acids. Gene Ontology annotation, biological process: cytoplasmic microtubule organization; mitotic cell cycle; spindle assembly. Gene Ontology annotation, cellular component: centrosome; gamma-tubulin complex; spindle pole. Gene Ontology annotation, molecular function: microtubule minus-end binding; gamma-tubulin binding. The transcript is spliced from 25 exons.